AUGAAGUUCAUGAAAGUGGGCCGUGUGGCCAUCAUCACCCGUGGCCGCUACGCCGGUAAGAAGGUCGUCAUUGUCCAGCCCGUUGAUGCUGGCUCCAAGUCGCACCCCUUCUCCUACGCCAUUGUCGCCGGUAUCGAGCGUUACCCCCUCAAGGUUACCCGUGGUAUGGGCAAGAAGCUCGUCGACCGCCGCAGCCGCAUCAAGCCUUUUAUCAAGGUCGUCAACUACAACCACUUGAUGCCCACCCGUUACACUCUCGAGCUUGAGGGUCUUAAGGGUACCGUCACCAACGACACCUUCAAGGAGGUUUCCCAGCGCGAAGACGCCAAGAAGACCAUCAAGAAGGCUCUUGAGGACCGUUACACCAGCGGAAAGAACCGUUGGUUCUUCACUGCCCUGCGUUUCUAA
Messenger RNA from Penicillium expansum, 408 nucleotides. RefSeq names its product 60S ribosomal protein eL27. The record is from RefSeq and is a predicted model, not a curated record. The transcript has 4 exons. Gene Ontology annotation, cellular component: ribosome; cytosolic large ribosomal subunit. NCBI's taxonomy places the organism in Eukaryota, Fungi, Ascomycota, Eurotiomycetes, Eurotiales, Aspergillaceae. Gene Ontology annotation, molecular function: structural constituent of ribosome. The coding region runs from base 1 to 408 and encodes 135 amino acids. Gene Ontology annotation, biological process: translation.